AUGCUACCCUUCUGGUCGACCGCUCCUCCGGCAGCCCCAAAGCCCCCUCCUGUUGCUGUUGCUCCCAAGGAACAGCCAAUGCUUAGAAUAUGCUUCCCGCUGAAAAUCCAAAGAGGAGGGAAUUCCUGGUGGGAAUACGAAGAGUAUCGGGUUCUGUUCCGGGAUAGAAUGAUGUGGCGACAGGCGUUUGGCCUUGAUAUUGAAUAUUCUCCUGAAAUGAGUUUCAACGACGGUGACCCUGCUUUCAAAAGCCGUUGGUCAAGUUCAACGUCGGCAGCAUCAUCGGAUAUUGACAGUUGUCUUUCCGGCGGGAGCAUGUCCUCCAAAACAUCAUCUCAGCGACUAAAGCAUCUCAUGACCCGUAUGCUAUCAGCGACUUCUUCUCGGUCGGGUAAAAGCAGAGAAACAUCGCAGACUUUCACGUCUUCUUCUUCCUCAUCAAAACGCUCUACCAAACAGCGUCAGAAACUCCGACCUGAGCCCCUCAAGUUACUGUCGAAAAAGAUGCAGUCCCCUGACAGUGAAGUGGACGAGACGCAACGUCACCGCAACGAUGCGCUUCGCUCACUUGAAGGCAAAUCUCAAGCCAAGAAUAACAUGUCCUUUUCGGCAUUUAAGAACAUGUUUAAUGCACGAGAAAUGCAGAAAGAAGACGUACUAUCACCGGUUCAACGCACUUUUCCUUCUCUACAACCGAAAGCUACACCGCAAGACCAGAGAGUCAUCAACCUCUCGUCCGAAGAAUGGGCCGAUCUCAAAGAUGAUAUUCUCAAAGGACUAAAGAGUGAUAUAGGUGGGAUAUUUCCCCCUUAUACAGAGGGCCAAAAGGUCAUGGCCAUGCCCGUGCAACAUGUAGAGAGCUUAUUGUUCAGAAGGCAGACAGUUCUACCUGGAGAGGGCAUGCAAAGGGUUGGUCUGAAAGCAGCAUUAGAGAGUAUUGAAGCAAAUCAUUGGGAAGACAUUAUUUUCAUCUCGUACAAGGAUACGCCGGAGGUGAUGAAGUGGUGGCAGACGACAAGGCAGCCGCGAGUGCUUCGAUGGGGGAGGAAUAUGCUUUGA
Molecule: messenger RNA, 1059 nt
Organism: Trichoderma breve
Lineage: Eukaryota; Fungi; Ascomycota; Sordariomycetes; Hypocreales; Hypocreaceae
Exons: 1
Coding region: 1-1059 (352 amino acids)
Source: RefSeq, a predicted model, not a curated record